AUGACGUGGUGCCUGACUCCAGAGAUGCUCCAGACGGUAACAUCGAAGGCGGACUGCGACGCGUACCACGUCAUCGUCGGGGCCCUGAGCAGCGUCUUCGAGCAGCUGACCUCGCAGAGACAACGGGAGCUCGCCCCAGUCUUGUUGGCCUACCUGAAGCAGAGCAAGGCAUCGGGGCUCGACCUGUGUGGCUCCAACAGCAGCAGCCUCAGCACGUGUCUUUGGCAAUGCUUUGGCAGAUUCUCCAUCUACGUGGAUUACGAAGACCUGCGCGGGCUCUUCGAAGGCUUUGGCAGCUUUGAGGCACUGGACCUUCUGAGCGCCUCCCAACUCGCUCAGCUGACACUAAGCUCCGGCGCGCUGAACAACGCGGACCUGAUCGGCCUGGUCUUCGACCGUCUGGACGGCGACAACGCUUUCCAGGACGUCGACGGAUUCUUGGCAGCUCUCACCCGGACACCGCAGGCUUUGGACAUCAAUCCUGUGGUGCGGGACAUCAUGAUGAAUCGGGUCUUCGCCGUCAUCAGCCCACAUUUGGAAGGCUUUGGGAGCCAAGAGUGGGUGUCCUGGUUCACCGUCAAACUGAUUCCCCUCCUGCCCAGCCUGACGCCAGAAAUGCUCCAGACAGUAACGUCGAACGCGGACUGCGACGCAUACCACGUCAUCGUCGGGGCCCUGAGCAGCGUCUUCGAGCAGCUGACCUCGCUGAGACAGCGGCAGCUCACCCCAGUCUUGUUGGCCUACCUGAAGCAGAGCCAGGCAUCGGGUACGUUUGUCUCGCGUGCUGAAUGACA
Labeo rohita (rohu) is the source of this 794-nucleotide messenger RNA. RefSeq lists its product as uncharacterized. The coding region runs from base 1 to 792 and encodes 263 amino acids. The record is from RefSeq and is a predicted model, not a curated record. NCBI's taxonomy places the organism in Eukaryota, Metazoa, Chordata, Actinopteri, Cypriniformes, Cyprinidae. The transcript has 6 exons.